Parus major (Great Tit) is the source of this 1754-nucleotide messenger RNA. It is a transcript of the gene SURF6, whose product is annotated as surfeit 6. NCBI's taxonomy places the organism in Eukaryota, Metazoa, Chordata, Aves, Passeriformes, Paridae. The coding region runs from base 531 to 1601 and encodes 356 amino acids. The record is from RefSeq and is a predicted model, not a curated record. Gene Ontology annotation, molecular function: RNA binding; DNA binding. The transcript has 4 exons. Gene Ontology annotation, biological process: ribosomal small subunit biogenesis; ribosomal large subunit biogenesis. Gene Ontology annotation, cellular component: nucleolus.
CUGCAGCCAUCACUUCCUGCCGGGGGCUCCACGAGCGGGGACUGGGCCUCUUUGGGACCCGGCACUGAGCCUCCGGGACCCGGGACUGAGCAUCCGGGACCCGGGACUGAGCCUCCGGGACCCGGGACUGCUCCUCCGGUACCCGGGACUGCUCCUCCGGUACCCGGGACUGCUCCUCCGAGACCCGGGGCUGCUCCUCUCGGAUCCGGGGCUGCUCCUCCGGGACCCGGGACUGCUCCUCCGGGACCCGGGGCUGCUCCUCUGAGACCCGGGGCUGCUCCUCUGAGACCCGGGACUGCUCCUCCGGGACCCGGGACUGCUCCUCCGGGACCCGGGACUGCUCCUCCGAGACCGGGGCUGCUCCUUCGGGACCCGGGACUGCUCCUCCGAGACCCGGGGCUGCUCCUCUCGGACCCGGGGCUGCUCCUCCGGGACCCGGGGCUGCUCCUCUGAGACCCAGGACUGCUCCUCCGGGACCCGGGACUGCUCCUCUCGGAUCCGGGGCUGCUCCUCCGGGACCCUGGGUGGCAAUGGCCAGCCUGGCCGAGCAGGACUCCUACCUGCAGGGUUUGGCCAGGAGGGCCGGCGUGCAGCACGCCCCGGAGUCGCGGAAGAGGAAAUUCGUGUCUAAGCCAGGCCAGCCCGAGAAUGCUGGCAGACAGGUCAAGAAACUGAAGAAAAAGAAGCCCAGGAAACAAACUGAGAAGAAGAAUGCUCCUUCAGCCAAACAGGUGGUUUCUAACACCAGUAAACCCACUCCAGGACAGAAAGCAGCCCCUCAAGCCAGCAAAUCAUCUCCACAGGGGGGUACACAGAACACAAAGGAGAGUUUGGCUGCAGGAAGUAAAAGUGAACUGAGUUCCCCUUCUGUUUCUGCAAUCAGUCUGUUGCGUCAGAGACUCCACGAGAAGAUUAAAAAGGCUUCUGGACAGGAUAAUGCCAAAGAGUUAACCCCUGCAGUCCUGGAGAAGAGGCAGCGAAGGAAGUAUGAGAGAGAGAGAAAGAAACGCCGGCGAAAAGAGUUGAAGAUGAAGGCAAAAAUGGAGAAGAAAGAAAGUGAGGAGGUGCCAGCAGAGCCAGAAAAGAAAAAGGAGAGCAAAGCUGAGAUUGUCUUCAACAGGGUUGAAGUUCAUGAAGAGAAUGAGCUGAACAAGAUCCAGAAGAAGAAAGAGAAGAGGAAAGCGGUGAAAGGCAAUAUCACUCCUAUGACAGGCAAGAACUACAAGCAGCUGCUGAGCAGGCUGGAGAUCAGGAAGAACAAACUGGAGGAGCUCAAGGAGAAGGAUGAGAAGAAAGCUCAGGAGCUGGAGACCAAGAUAAAAUGGACAAAUGCUCUCUAUAAGGCAGAAGGGGUGAAGAUCCGUGACGACGAGGAGCGUCUGAAGGAGGCCCUGAAGCGCAAGGAGAAGCGGAAAGCCCAGCGCAAGAGGCAGUGGGAGGAACGGACUGUGAGGGUGGUGGAAAAGAUGCAGCAGCGGCAGGAUAAGCGCCAGAAGAACAUCCAGAAGAAGAAGAAGGAGAAGAUAGAGAAGAAGAAAGCCAGGGCUCGGAAGAAGGGCCGAGUUCUGCCAGAGGACUUGAAAAAAGCUGGGUUAAAGUGAGAGUGAUGCCGAUGUCCUGGCACUGGGGUUCCAGGGUGGGGUGUCUGUGUUACUGUUCCAGGCUGUGGGGCAGGCACUGACACAGCUUCCCAGCCUCAUCAUACUGAAAAAACAGUUGUAUGUUUAUUAAUAAAUUUUUCUAUCCUAAAGACA